AUCAAUCAAUCAAUCCCUGCGAUUUCUCGUCUCGUCUCUCCCUCUCUCUCGGUGUGUGUUAACAAUGGCGACGACUAGAUUAGUCACCGGACUAAAAGUGUUUUUACCGGUUAUGUUCUGCGUCAUGCUCGCGACACUUAUCUACACUAUCAUUACCGAUGGCCUUCCCUUACCUGACCGUCGAGAUGUCUUCACACCAUGGUUCGCUACGACGAUUUUGGAUUUCUACAUCAACAUUGUUCCUAUUGCGGUCUGGAUUGUGUACAAGGAAUCGACAUGGUUUGGUUCUAUACUCUGGGCAAUUUUGCUAAUAAUAUUUGGCAGCCUCACGACUUGUGUGUAUCUGUUUAUGCAACUUCUCAAGCUGACAACGCAAGAGGCUUCAGAAGAUCCUAUGUACUAUUUGCUACUGCGAGAUUCGAUCAAGGAUGGAGUGGGUCUCAGAGACAAGAAAUCCCUUGUCGUCACUGCAAGAUUUGUGUUUGGUGCCUUAGGAUGUGUGAUGUUAGGAGCUUUGAUUUACACUUGUUUGACUGAUGGUUCUCCUUUCCGCAUGGAGCUUCUAUACCCGUGGAUGGUGGUUUUACUGGUUAACUUCUACAUUAAUGUUGCGGUUUUGUCAGUUUGGGUUGUCUAUAAAGAAUCUAGCUGGGUCAUUGGAAUUCUCUGGGUUGCUCUCUUACUAUCUCUUGGCAGCUUUGGCACGAGCGUAGUCAUUGUAGUUCAGCUAUGCCGUCUCUCUCCUCUUGAUCCGCUAUACCUUGUUCUGGUGAACAACAGCAAUAGGAAGCAAAGAAAAAACUAAGGGCUAAGUUAGUGAACUCUCGUGGGUCAUGGCAGGGCUGGAGAUAUGUAUGAGCGCACUCAUUCUGCGGUUUUGCGUAUGUGAAGCAUUGUGAUUUCAUUUUUACCACAAAACAUUUCUUUAUCCAUUACAAGUUUGUAUGUUGCUUAUCUUCUCGAAAUAUUUGGAUACAUUCUUCUGUAUAUAAUAGUAUCUUUUAGGACUCCUAAGCAUGUGACAACAGUAUGCAGCUAGCCUCUUACAUCCUUUGUCGACAUGCAUGAUGCAGUUACUGUGUAAUAAACUUCUCUUUCAA
Molecule: messenger RNA, 1100 nt
Organism: Eutrema salsugineum
Lineage: Eukaryota; Viridiplantae; Streptophyta; Magnoliopsida; Brassicales; Brassicaceae
Exons: 9
Coding region: 65-805 (246 amino acids)
Source: RefSeq, a predicted model, not a curated record